CAGCAGUGAUCCGUUCUACAAGUCGGCAGACAGAACCCCCCUGACCGAGACCCAGACCAUGAGGGAGAGUGUGUGGGUGUUGGGUGGCUGUCAGCAGUCUUUCCUGUACAAGAGCAGGGAACAAAAACUCCUGCUGAUGAACAACAUCAAGGUGUCCCACAUCACACCUGAUGCCCUACAGAGCAUACUACAGAAACUAGCCUGGUAUGGUGACAUCACUCACAAGCUCCAUCACAUGAUUGACAGUGUGAUCACACGAUCGUUUGGUUGCCAUGACAACGGUGAGCCCAGUGUGAGCCGGACACAACAGGCUUUCACGUCAGCACUGCUGCGAUGCUUGCAGGACUUCAACAAGAAGUUGGCAGCUUUGGAGAAAAGACUAGUUUUACAAGAGGAGCUGAUUACCCUGUCUACCAUGAUGGGGACACUUCAGGAGCAGUUUGGAGAUUUGGAGAUGUUAUACACAGUGUACCAGUUGGGUGUGGUCAGUCCCUCCACGGACAAGACAAACGAUGUACUGAAGGCCUCCAGACUACUGUCAGUUCUGUAUCAGAACAUCCUACAGUACAACACCCUGGGAGAUGCUGCAAACACUAAGCUCCCCUUGUUGCUGCCCCUAUGGAUCCAGACAUUACGGCCAUACCUGGAGAUUAUAGAUGGGUGGGUAAACAAAGGGAACCUCAUCGACCCUGCCAUGGAGUUCAUCAUACAGAGGAAUGGAAAGGUAGAUGUUUUCCACGAGGAUUUCUGGGAGUCAGCGUUCCUUGUGUCCUGUUCUCCCGUGCACCAAGACGACACACCCGGAAGUUCCAUGAAGGAGGAUGGUCAGGAGGAAAACUUACAUGAAGGGAAGACGGACAAAGAAACAAGGGAGAACCAGGAGGAAGAGUUCAUUCCAGUGUUCCUCAAGUCGGUGUUUAAGGAGAUUAUCCUAGCAGGGAAGUCCAUGGAACUACUCAAGGCUCUGGGCAAGAUGGGAGGGAGAGUCGAGUUCCCAGUUCCGCUGUAUGAAGAGUUUGUCCAGUCCCUGCAAACCUUUCUGGAGGUAACAGACGAUCUGGACCAGACCGGUUCCAGUCUGUGUCCACCAGACCAUGUGGGACCUGUCAUGGUAUCCAGUGCCAUGUUACACAGAGUACUGGACACAGCCGUGAAGGACAGUCUUCUAGAUAAGAACUUUCUAAAGGCCAUUGUGAUGGAUUCAUCGGAACAAGAGCAAGAUGGAACAAGGACUGGUGUGCCAUUAGAAGGUAGUCAGCCUGUCCAGCUGGCCCUGCAGAGAUGCCUGUACCCACACAUCCUACAGAGGUGCUCCACUGUCAGCAGACUACUGGUGGAACUACUGAAAACUGAGUAUCAACUUGAGGACUACCUACAGGCAAUGCAAAAAUUUUUCCUGAUGGAGGCUGGUGAUGCCAUGCACAACUUCUACAUGCCUCUGUUUGCCAAGCUGAGUGCAGGGGAGGAGUGGCAGGAUGUGUCUGUUCUAAACUCCCAACUCCACAGCGCCAUUCAGCAACAUCACGGUCAAGAUGCAGACAGAUUAUCUGUGACGAUAGAAGCCUCACAGGUGGGAGGAGAGCCUCAGUCCAUCCACCAGCUACAGGAGCUGACCCUGUGUUACAGGGUUCCCUGGCCCGUGGACAUAGUCAUCACAUCUGCCUGCCAACAUGUGUACAACCAGGUCUUCCAGUUCCUUCUGCAGCUUAAGUGGGCAAAGUACUGUCUGGAUGAGCUCAAGUUCGCAGACCUCAGGAGUCCAGAUGUUCAGGCUGAGACUGACCAACCAGAGGAGUCAGACGACAUCCCUGCCAGACAGAAGGAACACAGGAUGCACCUCCUGAGACUCCGACUUCUACACUUCAUCAACGCUCUGCACAGCUACUUCAUGACGAGGAUCCUCUACACAACAGCUCUGGAGUUUAGAAAGGAAUUUUCAGAGGCUUCAGACUUGAGUAGAGUGGUGGAGGCCCACACAGCUUUCCUGACUAAGCUGUAUCAGAGGUGCAUGUUGCACAAGAAGGCCGGGCUGUUGAAAAUGGCUGUCAGGAGAAUGUUGAACAUGGCUGUGAGUUUCCAGACCCUCUGGGACCAUGGCCUUCACAACAUCAGCCUUGAAUCACUGGAGACAAUUGAAGAUGAGUUCAAGAAGUGUAACGACUUCCUGGGGUCCUUCUUCAUCAACAUGUCCAGAAGAGGAUCCUUCCCACACAUGGAGUCUCUGGCCUUGUCUCUUAGAAUGGGCAGUACAUGA
This is a messenger RNA of Branchiostoma floridae (Florida lancelet), 2254 nucleotides long. Its product is annotated as gamma-tubulin complex component 5-like. Gene Ontology annotation, cellular component: spindle pole; gamma-tubulin complex; equatorial microtubule organizing center. The transcript has 15 exons. Gene Ontology annotation, molecular function: gamma-tubulin binding; microtubule minus-end binding. The record is from RefSeq and is a predicted model, not a curated record. Lineage: Eukaryota; Metazoa; Chordata; Leptocardii; Amphioxiformes; Branchiostomatidae. The coding region runs from base 59 to 2254 and encodes 731 amino acids. Gene Ontology annotation, biological process: mitotic cell cycle; cytoplasmic microtubule organization; microtubule nucleation.